Messenger RNA from Lottia gigantea (owl limpet), 1396 nucleotides. RefSeq lists its product as hypothetical. The record is from RefSeq and is a predicted model, not a curated record. Gene Ontology annotation, molecular function: GTPase activator activity. Bases 1 to 909 code for a protein of 302 amino acids. The transcript has 7 exons. NCBI's taxonomy places the organism in Eukaryota, Metazoa, Mollusca, Gastropoda, Lottiidae.
AUGUGGAGUGAAUUAUGGGCAAAUCUAUGGAGUUCAAUAUUUUUUACGUUAUUUAGACCGAUGUUAAAGUGGAUUUUGAGACUGGUUACAGGCAAAUGUGAACUGUUAAGAAUAACAUAUGAAGAGAAUGCUGGCUCACAAAGAACAAAACGAAUUGAAAAAUCCUUGAAAUUGUCAAAGAAUCCAUUUCUGAAGUGUUUGGUGGUAUCGUAUGAUGACAUUGAAGUAGAUGAAGCAACAAAUGAAGUAUUGAAAAUUAAAGAUAUCAUAAUAGAAGUUCACUCACAGUUUUCAAGAUGCUUUCAAAAUUGUUUAAAUCAAAUUAUAAGCUAUAAAAGACUGCUUGAUGAAGUUGAAAGUAUAAGAACCACUCCAUAUGACAGUAAAAAUCAAGAACAUGAAGAAAAACUUCUCAAGUUGUGGACAAUUUUGAUGCCAGACACUAAAUUAAAAAGCAGAAUAAGUAAACAAUGGACUGAUAUUGGUUUUCAAGGUGAAGAUCCAAGAACAGAUUUCCGUGGAAUGGGAAUACUUGGUUUAAAUCAGUUGUUAUAUUUUGGUGAAAAAUAUACAACAGAAGCUCGUCAUGUUUUAUCUCAAUCACAUCAUCCUCAAUAUGGGUAUUCCUGUGCUAUAGUUGGUAUUAAUCUUACUAGUAUGAUAUAUAAUCAGUUAAAAUCUAGAAAAUUACGAACUCAUUUUUACAAUAAACCUAGUUCAGCCUGUAUAGAUGAUUUCCAUGAAAUUUAUUGUUAUUUAUUUCAAGAGUUUAAUAAAUUUUGGUUUAAUGAAAAACCUAAAGACAUUAUGGAGUUUAGUAGAUUAAGAGACAAGUUUAAUAGGAAAAUUUUAAAUCAAUUAAAAAACCCACAGACUGUUUUACAAAAUGUUACAAGUAAUGGAGGCUAGUCAAAAACUAGUUGCUAGGAAACAAGAAGAAGCUGAUUACAAUUAAGACUAUUUUAACUUUUAAAUUUGUAUAAUAUGUUCUCCAGUGAUUUGUGAUUUAAAGUACACACAGGGAGUCUGUAAUAUGAAAUCAAGCUAAUCCUUACCAAUCAUGGAAUAAUAUUCUGCUAAAUGAUUACAACCUAACUUCACACUAACUGAUACUACUUAUGACAUUCACUAAAUAUUAUUAAGCAAUAAUUUGUGUCCUAUACUUGAUGUCCGACAGAGGUUAAUUGCAGUCAGACAUUUUGGCAGGACAGUCGGUCAUGUCUGGUAUAUAUGGGCAAAUCAUGAUCCGUGGUCCGAUUUAUUUUGAUUUAUGUAGAUAGACUGAAAGGGUAAAAUAGUUAGAUUAACAUCAGUUGUUAUUUUUGCUCAGUAUUGAAUGAUAUUGUUUUUGAAUGCUAGUUUAUUGUUUUGGAUAUAUAUUAAACAAAAUAUUUGU